Dicentrarchus labrax (European seabass) is the source of this 6328-nucleotide messenger RNA. RefSeq names its product ATPase phospholipid transporting 8A1 (gene atp8a1). The coding region runs from base 355 to 3849 and encodes 1164 amino acids. Gene Ontology annotation, cellular component: plasma membrane. Gene Ontology annotation, molecular function: ATPase-coupled intramembrane lipid carrier activity; ATP binding; ATP hydrolysis activity. Lineage: Eukaryota; Metazoa; Chordata; Actinopteri; Moronidae. The transcript has 37 exons. The record is from RefSeq and is a predicted model, not a curated record. Gene Ontology annotation, biological process: phospholipid translocation.
GUCCCCCUCACGUCAGUUUAUGGUAAGUCCGUGUCCACUCCUGCUAUACCGAAGGCGUCUAUCGGCUUUAUAAUCCGCCGUGUGAACCGGGAUGCUGGGGGGGGGAUCCAUAAAGCCGUGGGCUCCUGGGCAUGGUUCUGUCACCACCAGGAAAUGAAUGUUGUUUAACCCUCGUCUCAUUACCAGUGAACACGCAGCAGUACUGUCCGUAUGAGAGAGAGAGGCUCCUCUGUUGAAUUGUAGCCGUUUUGUUUGAAAUUCUUUGACGGUUGAGCAGCAGAAGCAGCCACAGGGAGCAGAACCAACAAGCCGCGGCCGCUUGACAGGUGCCGUCGCCCGGCUCUGCGUGGAGAGAUGCCGCCCGUCCAGAGAACGAUGUCUGAUCUUCGUACCCGGGCGGAAGGAUAUGAAAAGACAGAGGACACGUCAGAAAAAACAUCCUUAGCUGACCAAGAAGAUGCCCGACUGAUACACCUCAACCAGCCGCAGUUCACCAAGUUCUGCAGCAAUCGAGUCAGCACAGCCAAAUAUAACGUCCUCACCUUCCUUCCCCGGUUCCUCUACUCACAGUUCAGGAGGGCAGCCAAUGCCUUCUUUCUCUUCAUUGCACUCUUGCAGCAAAUCCCAGAUGUGUCCCCCACUGGUCGCUGGACCACGCUGGUGCCGCUGCUCUUUAUCCUGGUGGUGGCUGCUGUCAAGGAAAUUAUUGAGGACCUGAAACGUCACAAUGCUGACGGUGUUGUCAACAAAAAGGAAUGUCAAGUAUUGAGGAAUGGUGCCUGGGAGAUUGUGCAUUGGGAGAAGGUUGAGGUGGGCGAUAUUUUUAGAGUAAAUGGCAGGGAUUUCGUUCCUGCGGAUGCUGCCAUUUUAUCGUCCAGUGAACCGCAGGGUAUGUGCUACAUUGAAACAUCUAACUUGGACGGAGAAACAAACCUUAAAAUCAGACAGGGUCUCCAAGUGACUGCAGACAUAAAGGACAUCGACAGCCUAAUGCGUCUCUCUGGGCGGAUGGAGUGCGAGAGCCCAAACCGCCAUCUGUAUGAGUUUGUUGGGAACAUCCGGCUGGAUAGACACAGUACGGUACCACUGGGUCCAGAUCAGAUCUUAUUGAGAGGAGCUCAACUGAGGAACACUCAGUGGGUGCAUGGUGUGGUGGUCUACACUGGACAUGACACAAAGCUUAUGCAGAAUUCUACUCGGCCUCCUCUGAAGCUGUCCAACGUGGAGCGGAUCACCAACUUUCAGAUCCUUGUGCUGUUUGGCUGCCUGCUAGCCAUCUCUCUGGUCUGCUCUAUUGGCCAAACCAUCUGGAAGUACCAGUACGGCAAUGAUGCCUGGUACAUGGAUCUCAACUAUGGCGGGGCAGCUAACUUUGGCCUCAACUUCCUCACCUUCAUCAUCCUGUUCAACAACCUGAUCCCCAUCAGUCUCCUGGUCACCCUGGAGGUCAUCAAGUUCAUCCAAGCCUUUUUCAUCAACUGGGACACUGAUAUGCUCUAUGAGCCCACAAACACACCGGCCAUGGCUCGCACCUCCAAUCUGAAUGAAGAAUUAGGCCAGGUAAAAUACAUUUUCUCUGAUAAGACGGGGACCCUGACCUGCAACGUGAUGCAGUUCAAGAAGUGCACCAUUGCUGGUGUUGCCUAUGGUCACGUCCCUGAGGCUGAGGAGGGUAGUUUUGCAGAGGACGACUGCCACAGCACACACUCGUCAGACGAGGCAGGAUUUAAUGACCCGAGCUUACUGGAAAACCUCCAGAGUAAUCAUCCUACAGCUGCUGUCAUCCAGGAAUUCAUGACCAUGAUGGCCAUCUGUCACACUGCAGUCCCAGAGCGCACGGAUGGAAAAAUCACCUACCAGGCUGCAUCUCCAGAUGAAGGAGCUCUGGUGAGAGCAGCAGAAAACCUUGGCUUUGUAUUUUCUGGUAGAACUCCAGACAGCGUCAUUGUGGAAAUGCUCGGAGCAGAGGAGAAGUAUGAACUACUUCACGUGCUGGAAUUUACAAGUGCGAGAAAAAGGAUGUCAGUCAUCAUGCGCACCCCAUCUGGAAAGAUCCGCCUCUACUGCAAAGGAGCUGACACAGUGAUCUAUGACCGUCUGGCAGACAGCUCUAGGUACAAAGAGAUCACAUUGAAGCACCUAGAACAGUUUGCCACUGAAGGUCUGCGCACUCUGUGCUUUGCGGUGGCAGACGUCAGUGAGUCGUCCUAUCAGCAGUGGCUGGAGAUCUACCACAGAGCCUCCACCUCCCUGCAGAACAGAUCCCUAAAACUGGAGGAGAGCUACGAACUGAUAGAGAAGAAUCUGCAGCUGCUUGGGGCCACAGCAAUAGAGGACAAGCUCCAGGAUAAGGUGCCCGAGACCAUUGAGACUCUGAUGAAGGCAGACAUCAAGAUCUGGAUCCUGACAGGGGACAAACAGGAAACAGCCAUCAAUAUUGGACAUUCCUGCAAACUACUGACCAAGAACAUGGGCAUGCUUGUGAUCAAUGAAGACACACUGGAUAGAACAAGGGAAACACUUAGCCACCACUGUGGAAUGCUGGGAGAUGCCCUCUACAAGGAGAACGACUUUGCUCUCAUUAUUGACGGGAAGACUCUCAAAUACGCCCUCACAUUCGGAGUGAGACAGUACUUCCUGGACCUCGCCCUGUCCUGCAAAGCUGUCAUAUGCUGCAGAGUGUCCCCCCUUCAGAAGUCCGAGGUGGUGGAGAUGGUAAAGAAACAAGUGAAGGUGAUCACGCUGGCCAUUGGUGAUGGUGCUAAUGACGUGGGAAUGAUCCAGACUGCUCAUGUCGGUGUGGGAAUCUCAGGCAACGAGGGCCUGCAGGCAGCAAACUCCUCUGACUACUCUAUUGCCCAGUUCAAAUACUUGAAGAAUCUACUGCUCGUCCAUGGAGCCUGGAAUUACAACCGGGUAGCCAAGUGUAUCCUGUACUGCUUCUACAAGAAUAUUGUCCUCUACAUCAUUGAGAUCUGGUUCGCGUUCGUCAAUGGCUUCUCAGGUCAGAUCCUGUUUGAACGCUGGUGCAUUGGCUUGUACAACGUGAUCUUCACUGCUCUGCCUCCUCUUACUCUGGGAAUAUUUGAGCGCUCCUGCAGGAAAGAAAACAUGCUGAAAUACCCAGAACUCUACAAAACCUCCCAGAAUGCUAUGGGCUUUAAUACCAAGGUCUUCUGGGCCCAUUGUCUGAAUGGCCUCUUCCACUCCGUCAUCCUCUUCUGGUUCCCCCUUAAAGCCUUCCAGCAUGAUACAGUUUUUGGCAACGGAAGAACUCCAGACUAUCUCCUCUUAGGCAACAUGGUUUAUACAUUUGUGGUCAUCACAGUUUGUCUUAAAGCCGGCCUUGAGACCUCAUCCUGGACCAUGUUCAGUCACAUCGCCAUUUGGGGAAGCAUCGGCCUGUGGGUGGUGUUUUUCAUUAUCUACUCCUCGCUGUGGCCCCUCAUCCCUCUUGCUCCCGACAUGUCAGGAGAGGCGGAGAUGAUGUUCAGUUCAGGAGUCUUCUGGACGGGCCUGGUCUUCAUCCCUAUCACCUCGCUGGUCUUUGACGUGGCCUACAAAGUGGUGAAGAGGGUGUGCUUUAAGACUCUGGUGGAUGAGGUGCAGGAGCUCGAGGCUUUAUCCAAAGAUCCGGGAGCAGUGGUGCAUGGAAAGAGUUUGACGGAGAGGGCCCAGCUCCUGAAGAACGUCUUCAAGAAGAGCACAGUCAGUUUGUACCGGUCUGAAUCCAUGCAGCAGAACCUGCUCCAUGGCUACGCCUUCUCUCAAGACGAGAACGGAGUGGUGUCUCAGUCUGAGGUUAUCAGAGCAUACGACACCACCAAACAGAGGACCAACGAGUGGUGAGCCGCCGGCCAACCUGGAGCCACAGCAGCCGUUUCUGAUGGCAAAUUUGAAGCUUGACCAGGAGAAGGCGAGGUGCGAGCGCGUGCCUCCAGCACUGAGGGGAUUUUUUGGGGCGUGAAUAUUAAAUGGACAGAGGAGAGGGACAUGGAGUUGUCUUUGAAAAAGGGAAGAAAAAAACAAACAAGGAACAAAACAAAACAUGUUCACUAUCAGCUGUAGUUGUGUGUCCAGCAGACAUGAUGAGCACUGUGCUUUAUUAGCGGUCUGUGGUCUGAAGUUCUUCACUGUUCUCGCUUGUCUCCUCUCAAUUGAAUAUCAUCUAAUAUCAUUUAAUUAAAUUCAAAUCAAACUCCUGAACACUGUUAUUAUAGAAGUUGAAACACUGGACGAUGAUUAGUUUUAGAGGAUUUGAACUUGUAAAAGAUUGCCAAAGAGCAGUCGUAUAUACAAUCUUCCAAGUAACUAGUGAAUUCGGAAAACCAAAUGUAAUCACACUCCCGAGUGUAUUCCAGCACUAAACGGACCACUUCAGAGCAGACAUUUGUAAUAUUUAACUUUUUUGUUUUGCACUUAAGGAAGCAUCUAUUGUGUAAAGCCUUACAUUUGCUCAUGCCUUCAUCCUUGUUUCUUUUGAAAUAUGUUUGUUUUAGUUUCAUUUUUAAAGUGUGUAGAUAUUGUGCCUGGUUUUAUUUAUUUUUUCCUUUUUAUUUUAUUUUUUUCAAGAAGUUGCCUCCUGCAACCUACCGUAGUCCCGUUUCCACCGUUAUUACAGCAGAAGCAUUGCUCUUGACAAAUAAUUGCAUUCCACACAUCACUCCUGUCUCAACGAUCACAAUGGUGCCUACGUAGAACUUUUCCCUCGUAGAAGAAAAAGAUAGCCAAGAAUAGUUUAGCCAGCUAGCUUAGACCAGUGCUCCACACACACCUACUAAAGACAAAAUCACUGUCUCCCCGCCACAAUAUUGCACUCGUACAAUGUGAAAACUACAGAGUGCCUUGUGGCACAUGUAUAAACUAAGAUUUGUUCCUGCAGAGGUGAACGGGAGGCUAACUGAUGGUCUUGUUGAAGCUUACAGUGGUGAUAGUGUUUCCCUUAAAAUGGAGAUUUUAUCCUUCUAACAUAAGUGCCAUUAGCUUAAGGGAGAGAAAUAUUAGCCAGGAAAACUCCACGACAAUAUCAAAACUACUUUGUCUCUAUAGUUAUUUUGUGGAUUUGUAUUUUUAUAUUGGAGAUGUAUGAAUUUUGCAUUGACUGGCUUUGUAAUGAACUGUCUGUAACUUUUAGUUUUUUGUUCCUCUGAUAAACGGCAGGAUAGAAUAGAUCGAAUGAGGAAACUGAGCUUUCUUAAAUGUCUUGUUAUUAUUAAUAUUAAUAUUGUUACAGCUUGAUUUAUUUAUAAUUGACUACUUAAUGUCCGUGUGAUUGCUUUCUUCUCCCUAUGGGAGAUCAGAUUUCUGAUGGUGUGUGUGAGUGUCAGUUUAUUGCCUGCAUGUGCAUGUGGUGUGUGUGUGUGCCUGUGUGUGUGUGUGUGUCACCUCUACUGUGGAUAAUGUCUAUGUAUGCAUUGCAUGUCUGUGUCCUCUAUGUGAAUCCAGGAGUUUCUGGCAUCUCAGUCCUCCUGGUGUGUUUGUUUUAUGGUGUAUGUAUGUGUGUGUGAGAGAGUGUGUGAGAGAGUGUGUGUGUGUGUGUGUGUGUGUGUGUGUGUGUGUGUGUUGUGACGCUUGCUCCAGAUGUCCGUCUGCACGACUCCAGGUAUAACUAUGGUGUACUACUGUGUGCUGAUGCAUGGCCCGUAUGGGGAAGUGUGAAUGUUGUGUGUGUGUGUGUGUGUGUGUGUGUGUGGUCACACUCUCAGACUGUGGGAGUUCCUGAUGCUCAGCUUGCUUCGACAGGAGAUGUUGCACAAAGCACUCGAUGUACCUUUUCCAGUUGUGGAUAUCUGGUAUUAUCUGGUUUCGGUAUAUGAUUUCUCUUGAGCGUACAUGUUUGUAACUUGUUUUCUUAAUGCAGUGUACCUCUGCUUUACAAGAAAGCUCUUUUGUGUUUCUCAGCUUAUUGAGGGUUUAUGAUUCUUUUUCUCUGCUGGUCUUUAGUGUUAAAACUUAAUUGGUCGUCAUUUUUGUCAAAUAUUUCCAAACUGCUGAAUGUGGAUGUUGUCGUCGUGGAAGGCUUGGACUGUUGCUUUCUUUUUCCAGAAAACAUAAAACACAUGUUGUUGUCUGUGAAAGUCGUGGGCUGCAUGAAUGGAUAACACAAACUGUUCUCUGAAAUGUUAACUGUACUACUUUAAUUCUCCCUCAAGUGUUGAUCACUUCACAAAAGAGAAAAAAACGCACCUUUAACUUUUCUGUUCGAUAUUUGCUUCUUUUCCGUCAUUUUGUUCAAUGAUUGUUCUGCAUGUUGGGACUGCAAACUUAUAAGUGUUGUCUUUUACUGCCAUGAAGGACUACUGAAAUAAACUUUACAAUCAUUGAGGAA